Molecule: messenger RNA, 2524 nt
Organism: Lathyrus oleraceus (garden pea)
Lineage: Eukaryota; Viridiplantae; Streptophyta; Magnoliopsida; Fabales; Fabaceae
Product: phytyl ester synthase 2, chloroplastic
Exons: 14
Coding region: 94-2187 (697 amino acids)
Cellular component (GO): membrane
Source: RefSeq, a predicted model, not a curated record
AUCAUUUUAUGAAUCAUUGAAUCCCAAAGCCUCUUUGCUACAAACACCAUUAAGAUUCGAAUCUCCGUCACCCGCCACAAGCUACAAACCGCCAUGGUGGCAGCCGGGACUUUUUUCCUCCCAGGCGUUUCCUCACCGCUCUUCCGCCGAGAGCCGCCUCCGUUUCUAGGGAAACUGAAUCCAGCUUGGACUCAGAGCAUGUCCACGCGCUUCGCCAUGUCCGUUGACCGAUUUCCGGCAACUUUGGUGGCGGCGGAGAAAGGAAACACGGUGGAUGUAAAACGAGAAAAAGGCGGUGCGGCGGAGAUAGAGAAGAGUUGGGAAGAAAAGGAAGAGAAGCAGAGACGGAGCGGUUGGAAAGAAUAUUUGGAGCAAGCGAAGGAUUUGAUCAUUGGUGACGGUGGACCGCGGUGGUUUUCGCCGUUAGAGUGUGGUUGGCGGUUGGAUAAUUCUCCUCUUAUGCUCUUCUUGCCGGGAAUUGAUGGUUUGGGACUGGGACUUAUUUCACAUCAUCAAAAACUGGGAAGGAUUUUUGAUUUAUGGUGCUUGCAUAUUCCAGUUGCGGAUCGAACAUCAUUUACAGACCUUGUGAAAUUAGUGGAGAAAACAGUUAGGUCAGAAUAUCAACGCUCACCAAAUAGGCCCAUAUAUCUUGUUGGAGAAUCUUUAGGAGGGUGUCUCGCAUUAGCUGUUGCAGCCCGUAACCGUGAUAUUGAUCUUGUACUAAUUUUGGCAAAUCCAGCUAGUUCGUUCAGCAGGUCCCAGUUGCAACUUGUAACACCAUUGUUGGAAGCUUUGCCCGACUCAUUCUCUCCUGCCCUGCCGGACAUUCUCAGAUUGACAGCAGGCGACCCUCUGAGAAUGGUGUUGGAUAACUUCGUGAAUGGACUUCCUCUACAAAACACAGCUAGAGAGCUAAUAGAGGACUUUACUACUCUCGCAUCAUCUCUUCCUGUUCUUACUGACAUAUUACCAAUAGAAACACUUCUGUGGAAACUAAAGAUGUUUAAAUCAGCUUCUGAUUAUGCCAAUUCACGGCUUUAUGCUAUCAAAGCUCAGACUUUGAUACUUUGCAGUGGAAAUGAUCAAUUAUUACCUAGCCAACAGGAAGGUGAAAAACUAUGUAAGUUACUGCCUAAUUGCCAGCUCCGUAAAUUUGAUGACAGUGGACAUUUCCUAUUACUGGAAGGUAGCAUUGACCUGGUAACCAUCCUCAAGGGAACUUCCUACUACCGUCGCAGGAAGUAUCACGACUAUGUUUCUGAUUUCAUACCGCCAACACCUUAUGAAGCCAAAGAAGUAAUAGAAUCAAACAGUUUGAUUACUGCUGUCACAAGCGCUGUAAUGCUUUCAACUCUGGAGGAUGGAACGAUUGUAAAGGGACUAGCUGGAAUUCCUUCAGAAGGACCGGUUUUGUAUGUCGGGUACCACAUGUUGCUAGGAUUGGAAUUAGUUCCCUUGGUUUCUCGAAUUCUUAUGGAAAGAGAUAUCCUUGUAAGAGGAAUAGCACAUCCUAUGAUUUUUAGGAAACAAAAAAAUGGAAGAUUGCCAGAAAUAUCUUCUUAUGACACAUUCAGAGUUAUGGGUGCUGUUCCUGUGGCACCAUCUAACCUUUUCAAGCUUUUAUCUUCCAAGUCACAUGUCCUGUUAUAUCCUGGAGGGAUGCGUGAGGCUCUUCAUAGAAAGGGUGAAGAAUACAAGUUAUUUUGGCCUGAACAAUCUGAGUUUGUCAGGAUGGCAGCAAGAUUUGGAGCCAAAAUUGUACCUUUCGGUGCUGUUGGAGAAGAUGAUCUUGGUGAAGUUGUGAUUGAUUAUGAUGACUUGGUGAAGAUUCCUUACUUUAAGUCUGAAAUAGAAAACCUUACGAAUGAGGCUAUGCCGUUGAGAGCUGGUGCUAGUGGUGAGGUGGCGAAUCAGCAAGUGCAUAUGCCUGGAAUUUUGCCCAAAAUUCCGGGCCGGUUCUACUAUUAUUUUGGAAAACCAAUUGAAACAAAAGGGAGGAAUCAGGAACUUAAGGAUAGGGAGAAAUCUCAAGAAUUAUAUUUGGAAGUGAAAUCUGAGGUUGAGAGAUGCAUUGCUUAUUUAAAGGAGAAACGAGAAAGCGACCCUUACAGAAGUAUACUGUCUCGGUUAUUAUACCAAGCUACACAUGGUUUUACAUCUGAUAUUCCAUCAUUUGAAAUUUGAUUGUUCUGUUAUAAUUUGAUCCUGAAAAUUGCCUAGGUUAGAAAGGCAAACUUUGUAAUUUGCCAAUAGUUUUUCAGGCAUUGUUUUCUUGCCAGAAGGCAUGAUAUAGCUCAUAGAAAGUUGAACCAUUUUGCAAUUCUUCCUAUAGUUUAAAUAAGAAAGUAGCCAAUGCAAAAAAUAAAUUAUCGGGAAAGGAACAUUACUACUAAGUUGUAUGUAAAUUUGUCUAGUUGGACAAUGAAAUCUUGAAACAUGUAAAGUGGGACUACUCCCUACCAUAAUGAAACUAUAUGUCUAUAGUCUAUACAUAUAUACACCAGAAGUGUUUCACUCUUAA